Molecule: messenger RNA, 813 nt
Organism: Caenorhabditis bovis
Lineage: Eukaryota; Metazoa; Nematoda; Chromadorea; Rhabditida; Rhabditidae
Source: the annotation of a GenBank genome assembly
AUGUUUGGUGAUACGAAUUGGCCGGAGGCGAAUUUCGAGGAAGUCGUUGUGCCGAUCAUUGGAGGAAUUCUAGUCACCCUGCAGGGUUUCCUCAUUUUGUUUCUCGUCCGAUUAUACUUUUCGCCGUUCGCUGAGCCGAGGCAUGGAAAUAUGAUUCGAAUGUCGACGGAAGUCGGACAUACUGGAGCUCCCGUGUUACCAGGGACCAUGAUGAGUCUAGUUGAGCUGCAAGACGUGUGCUACACUCGCGCUUAUAAGCACAGAGGCUUCGAAUUGACGGAAAAUGAUAUUUCGUUGCUCGGCAAUGAGAAGGACGGUGAUAUAAAUUAUGUGAAAGACCUUGCGCACUUCGACGCGGACCCGCGAAUCAAUUUCGGCACGAUUUUGGCGAAAAAGUUGUCGAUAAGCUCGGAUUUUCGCGAGAAGAGCAGCACAAUGAACACGCUGAACACGACGGAAAAAAAGUUGGCGAGAAGUUUGUGGAAACGCGGAGCGACGAUAUCGUACUCGCAGGAUGCCGAGGCGUUUGUGCGACAGCCGCUGAAGCGCAAAAAUAAGGAAUCGGGCAGAAAGAAGGGAAUGAAAGGUCUUGAAAAAUUGGCGCGCGAGAUGUCCGAAGGCGACGAAUCGCGAAAUACGUCGAAGGGUUCGAAAGGACGGUAUAAUCGGUCAAAAGGAAGGGCGAGUAAACGGGCAUCGAAGAAAACUGAGAAGAAGGCGACGAAAAAUCGAUCGAAAAUUAAUGUCAAACACAGUGCGAAAAUUACGAAAAAGAAGAAGAAAAUGGAGCCGGAGGAUAUUGUCUACGAUUGA